Messenger RNA from Protopolystoma xenopodis, 774 nucleotides. Lineage: Eukaryota; Metazoa; Platyhelminthes; Monogenea; Polystomatidea; Polystomatidae. The record is from the annotation of a GenBank genome assembly.
AUGUCUGUUAAAGACGGCCUUGAUCUGUUCACACUACGUCGAUGCGCCGUUAAGAUCGUUAGUCGAUUAGGUGUGCGCAAGAUCUCUGGUGGCUGGGCUCAGACACUUAAUGAGGCCGCUAUUUUGCGCCGUCUCUCUGCUGUUUCUUCUGGUGGGUCUGCUUUCUAUGGACAAGACGCAAUGGAUGUUGAUGGCAACCUGCAUAUUGUUCAUCUUAUUGCAGCACUGCGUCUUAGUCAGCCGGAUCGACUCUGUUUAGUCAUGGAGCACUGUUUGGGCUCUGUGCAUGAUCUUCAAGCCGCUGGAUUGCCUCCAUUCGACCCCGCUGCUCUAGAUGCUGGUGAAUGGCCUAUUGGGGAAGAUCUGAGGCUAGCCAGUCCUGAUGUUUACCAGGCUGACGAUGAUGAUUAUGAAACCAGUGAAGUCAACACAGAGUGUAACAAGAAGGAAGCAGACGAAUUGAAAGAGGCAUGGAAAGACGUUAAAGUAUUUGAAAUGAAUAAGCGAACAAGAGAAGCGCGAGAAUGGCAAGAGGAGCGGAGCCAAGCCAAUGACGAGCAUAUCAACAGGUUGACUGGAAUUAGGAAGGAGAGGAGGCGAAAUGAAUAUAACCUGGAAGAGACAGAAGAACAAGGGGUGGAAGUGAUUUGCACUGAUGCGAUGGAAUCCCAAGGAGGGCUCAUAGAUGAGAUUAAGGUUUUCCCAUCUUCCGAGAAACCAGAUAUACUUUACAAAGUAGAAGGGCAAUCGGAUGUGGGUGAGUCAUGUUGCUGA